Messenger RNA from Bradysia coprophila, 1713 nucleotides. RefSeq names its product WD repeat and FYVE domain containing 2 (gene Wdfy2). NCBI's taxonomy places the organism in Eukaryota, Metazoa, Arthropoda, Insecta, Diptera, Sciaridae. Gene Ontology annotation, cellular component: early endosome. The record is from RefSeq and is a predicted model, not a curated record. Gene Ontology annotation, molecular function: protein binding; metal ion binding.
UCAUAUUGCAAAAGUGGUCCAACAAAAGUCAUUUGAGACAAACCCAUAAAGUUGUAUAAAAAUGUCAAAAACAGAAUAAAGAAGAAAUUUUUCGAAUUGCAACGCAAAAUUUGAUUUAAAACAGAACGUCGCAAAAUCAAAACAAUGGCCGCAGAAAUAAAACCUGCACCACGUACAAAUGAUCGAUUCAGCACCACGAAGAAGCCAGAAUUGUUAAGUAAAUUAGAAGGUAGCAACGAUGACGUUAACCAAGCAUUAUUGAUACCGGGAGAAGAUGGAGUGAUAAGUGUAUCCGAUGAUAAAACGAUUCGUGUAUGGUUGAAACGCGAUUCGGGCCAAUAUUGGCCGAGCAUUUGUCAAUACAUGCCAUCCGGUUGUACGUCCUUGGAUUAUACUGCCGAAACGAGACAAGUUUUCAUCGGACAGGAAAACGGAACGGUUUCACAAUACACACUGUCCGAUGACUGCAAUCGUCUCACACUAAUCAAAGAUUAUUUGGCCCAUCAAGCUCGAGUAACGGCUGUAGUGUUUGCAAAACAUUCGGGAUUCAUUUUGUCGUGUGGUAGAGAUAAACUAUUUUCCUUCCAUUGCACGGAAACGUCACGUCGACUGGGUGGUUAUUCGUUUGAGGCUUGGUGCACUGCUUUGCAAUACGAUUCGCAAGCCAAAUAUGCAUUCGUAGCCGAUUACAGUGGUCAGAUUACAAUGCUGGGAAUUAGUGCAAACGGUGCACAGUUCGUCACAACUUUCAAGGGUCACAGUGGCUCCGUUCGAGCAUUAAGCUGGGUGGCUGGACCUCAAUUACUGUUCAGUGGUUCAUUUGAUCAGUCAGUUAUUGUUUGGGAUGUGGGCGGUAGACGAGGUACCGUUUACGAACUUCAGGGUCACACCAAUAAAGUAGCAGCUCUUGCCUAUGCCAAUUCGACACAACAAUUGAUCUCGGCCGGUGAAGAUUCGGUGCUCGUUUUUUGGGAAAUGAACGCAAUGCGGAAAGAGGUGCCUGAAUGGGUCGAAUCCGACACAUGCCAAUUGUGUACGCGACCAUUCUUCUGGAAUUUACGUGCAAUGAUGGAUCAACGGCAAAUUGGCAUUCGUCAACAUCACUGUCGUCAUUGUGGCAAAGCCAUUUGUGAUAAAUGUUCCGUAAACCGAAUCAAUAUUCCGAUCAUGGGUUUUGAAUUCGAUGUUAGAGUCUGCGAUGCUUGCUUCAAACAGCUGCAAACCGUUGAGCGACCGUCACUGGCCACAUUUCACGAUGUAAAGCAUAGUAUCGUCACUAUGGAUUUGGAUGAAGAGCGAAAGAAAUUGCUGACUGUUGGCCAAGAUCGUGUCAUUAAAAUUUGGGAUCUCUCAUCGAUUUGGACGUAGUGAUAAUGACAGAGGAAAGAAAAAAAAUGGAAAGUUGAUAAAUGAAUGAUGGCUUUAGUGAUACUAAAUCGAUUUAAUAAUGUAUAGGCACACGAGAGAGACAUUAAUAAUCAAAAUAAACAAAAAAAAUUAAAUCAACGCCAUAACAGGUCAACAUCUAAAAAUGAUGAAGAAAAAGAAAAUUUAACUAAAAUUUAACUACAUUGAAAUUUGAAGUGCUAACGCGUUUACAAGCAACGUGACUCACAAACUAUAAACAUCAAUGUCUCAUUAUUAUAUUAUACAUAAAAAGUAAAAUACAAAACAAAAUUAUAUUUAAAAUUGUCUAUAGAAAAAGAAAGAAAA